CACUUGUUUGUCAAUGUCAAUUUUGUCAUUAACAACAAGAGACGUGUGCUCGGUUCAAUAACCUAAAAAUAUUACAAUAUUGACGAAAAUUAUUUAUUUAACAGUUAAAAUAAUUCAUCGAAGCUUCUAUUUACAUAUAAAUAAAUCCCUUCUGCAAGUUAAUUAUACACUAUUAUGUUAGAUUUGGACCAAAAUAAAUUAGAACAGAGAACCACCAGGGCAGAGAGAGAAGUGAAAGCUAUUGAAGAUGAAUUGCAGAGGAUUUCUGAAGGAGAUCUCAGUUACACAGGUGAUCCACAAUUGGAAAAAUUACUCACAGACAAUGAGAAAUUGAAACAUCGUUUAGCUAUUCUGGAGAAUGCAAUUAAAGCUGAAAGUUCCGGCGUUAGUAGGGAACCUACUAAAAGAGAGGUUAGGAAACGGCCUACGCUUAUUACAGACAUUAGUUCUGUAGAAGGUAAUGUUUGCAUUCUGGAUGAAUUGAAAAAUAUAUUUGAAGUAGCUAUAACUUCUGCAUAUCCUAAUCUGAUUGAUCCUCCUAUCGUUAUUACAUUGUCUGGGAAUAAUCCUAAGUUUGGAGAUUACCAAUGUAAUUCUGCUAUGGCUAUAUCACAGUUGUUAAAAGCAAACAAUAUUAAAACUAACCCUAGGGAAGUAGCCAAUAACAUUUUGAAUAAAACUCCUACAUCACCUCUCAUUGAAAGGAUAGAAGUGGCUGGAGCUGGUUUUCUAAAUAUCUACCUAAAUAAAGAGUUUGCUGAACAUGUUCUAAAUUGUAUCCUCAGAUUUGGUGUAAAGCCACCACCACUAAAAAGAGAACGAAUUAUUGUUGAUUUCUCCUCUCCAAACAUUGCUAAAGAAAUGCAUGUAGGUCACUUAAGGUCCACAAUUAUUGGAGACAGUAUUUGUCGAGUCCUUGAGUUCUUAAACCAAGAUGUCCUUCGAAUAAAUCACUUAGGAGAUUGGGGUACCCAAUUUGGAAUGUUGAUUGCACAUUUGCAAGACAAGUUUCCAAAUUUUAAGACUCACUCUCCUCCAAUAUCGGAUCUGCAAGCAUUUUAUAAAGAGUCAAAAAAACGGUUUGAUGAAGAUGAAGAAUUUAAAAAAAGGGCUUAUGCUUGUGUAGUUAAUUUACAGUCGGGACAUGCAGAUUAUAUUACAGCUUGGAAAUUGAUCUGUGAAGUUUCACGUCAAGAGUUUCAGAAGAUUUAUGACAGGUUAGAUAUAAAAAUUAUAGACAGAGGUGAAUCAUUCUACCACAGUAGGAUGAACACCGUUGUGAAAGAGCUUAAAGAUGGUGGUUAUCUUGAAGAUGAUGAAGGGAGAUUAAUAAUGUGGGGUGAUCCUGUAAAACAUGAUGGUAUACCUUUGACUAUAGUGAAAUCAGAUGGUGGUUAUACCUAUGAUACAUCAGAUAUGGCUACUAUAAAACAAAGAGUAGAGGAAGAAAGAGGAGAUAGGUUCAUCUAUGUCACAGAUGCUGGACAGUAUACACAUUUUGUGAUUAUUGAAGCAUGUGCAAGACGAGCUGGCAUUUUGAAAAGUGGACAGAAGGUAGAACAUGUGGGAUUUGGUGUUGUGCUUGGUGAAGAUAAGAAAAAAUUUAAAACCAGGUCUGGUGAUACUAUAAAACUUAUUGAUUUGCUUGAUGAAGGGUUAAAAAGGGCCCUUGAUAAAUUGAUUGAGAAAGGUCGUGAUAAAGUGUUAACACCGGAGGAAUUGAAACAAGCUCAAGAAGCUGUUGCAUAUGGUUGUAUCAAAUAUGCAGAUUUAUCACAUAACAGGGUAAAUGAUUAUGUGUUUUCUUUUGACAAGAUGUUAGAUGAUAAAGGAAAUACAGCUGUGUAUUUAUUAUAUGCUCUUACACGCAUCAGAUCAAUUGCUAGAACUGCCCAAAUCUCAAUUGACCAGCUAUUAGUUGAAGUUCAGAAAUCUGGAUUCAAAUUAUCUCAUGACUCUGAAUGGAAAUUAGCCAAGGUUUUAUUAAGAUUUCCCGAAGUGAUUCUGAAAGUAUCAAAUGAUUUAUAUAUGCACAGUUUAUGUGAAUAUUUAUAUGAAAUAUCAUCAACUUUCACUGAAUUUUAUGACAAGUGUUAUUGUGUAGAAAAAGAUAAAGAAGGGAAAAUUGUUAAAAUUAUAUAUGAGAGAUUGAUGCUCUGUGAAGUAACUGCUAGAAUUAUGGAAAAAAGUUUAGAUAUUUUAGGUAUCAAAACAGUAUCUAGGAUGUAGUUUCUAUUUAUUAUAAAGUUUGCUACUAACUACUUUUGAAUUUAUUAUAAUAUUUAGUUUUAUUAUGAUUUAUAAUGCAGGAUAUUUGAUUUUUUCAUUGUCUAUGUUCAGAACUUUAAUAUACAGAGAUAUCAAACACAAUUUUCUUGAUCAUUUCUUAUGGAUUUAUCAUUUUUCUAAACUUAUUAUAACCAUAAAUAAAAUUCAUAAUAUAAUUUGUAAAUUUUUUUAUUG
This is a messenger RNA of Galleria mellonella (greater wax moth), 2463 nucleotides long. RefSeq names its product arginine--tRNA ligase, cytoplasmic (gene ArgRS). Gene Ontology annotation, cellular component: cytoplasm. The transcript has a single exon. Bases 175 to 2229 code for a protein of 684 amino acids. Gene Ontology annotation, biological process: arginyl-tRNA aminoacylation. Gene Ontology annotation, molecular function: arginine-tRNA ligase activity; ATP binding. Lineage: Eukaryota; Metazoa; Arthropoda; Insecta; Lepidoptera; Pyralidae. The record is from RefSeq and is a predicted model, not a curated record.